AUGGAUGUCAGGCACGCCCCAGACCAGCAUGACAGCGGCAUCAAUGAGCAGCUUCUGGCCAUCAACAAGGUGCUUCACAGCGAGCUGCUGCGGCAUCGUCUGCGAGCAGAUUCUUUCGAAAAGUGCAGUCGGUGGCGUCUUUCCUUCAGCUGUGACAAGGAGAAGCUCUCGUCAGCCUUUGACCGUCUUCUGGAGCUGAGUAUUGCGCACGCGUGCGGGAUCGUGGCCACUCGGGUUGUGGUUCUUAGCUCCGGAAGCAGCACCGGCGAGGUGGAUUUCACAAUUACGGAGGACCCAACGGCUGCAUCCCCUUCGGAUGUGAUCGAGGAGUUGCGCGAUCAGUUGGGCGAUGCAUUGUCUCCCUUCCGCACCGGCGCCUUCGCGAAAUUCGCCUCCUGCGUCUUGCAACUCAGCGGAGUGCUGCCUUCGCAGCACUGCUUGUGGGCGCCGGAUCCAGCGGCUCCUUUGGCAGAGGUUCUCGAUCCAGUGGCAGAAGGCUUGGGCAAACUGAACGAGCUGACGGAAUCAGUGGCCCACCCAGACGAAGAAGAGGAGGACGAGGACGUCGCGAAGCGUCCCGAGUACUGGGGCUUGCGUGUCAGAGAUUUGUCCGAGUUCAACACCUCGAUUCACGAUGAUCUUGUCGCAUACUGCCAAGACCACCAUGUGCAUUUCGAGAACGGACACUGCCUCCACCUGUGCAAGCAUGGGGCUAAUUGCCCCUGGGGUGAUCAUGAGGGAGUUCUGCAUGACAAGACUCGCGAUGCAUCCCGAAUGCCCGGAACGCCGCUGCUUCCGAACAUGCAUGCGGUUGUGUCCCGGUAUGUCAAGCCUCAGACUCGGCCGAAGGGAACAUCUUGGGCUGCGAUGAAGCUGCUGGGACUACUAUCGUUUAUUGUCAUUAUCAUUCUUCCUCUUGUUAUUAACAUUAUUACGAUUAUUCUUAUUCCUAACACUUGUGAAUUAUUAUGA
Symbiodinium necroappetens is the source of this 972-nucleotide messenger RNA. Lineage: Eukaryota; Dinophyceae; Suessiales; Symbiodiniaceae. The record is from the annotation of a GenBank genome assembly.